Sebastes umbrosus (honeycomb rockfish) is the source of this 1027-nucleotide messenger RNA. RefSeq names its product stonustoxin subunit alpha-like. The coding region runs from base 122 to 793 and encodes 223 amino acids. The transcript is spliced from 4 exons. Lineage: Eukaryota; Metazoa; Chordata; Actinopteri; Perciformes; Sebastidae. Gene Ontology annotation, molecular function: protein binding. The record is from RefSeq and is a predicted model, not a curated record.
AGACAGCGAGCCAGACUAAAUAAGAGUAUUUAAAAGUUGUUUUGAUUAAUUUAGAAAGAGACAAAGCUGUCAGAGUCGACACAGGCUUCCUGGAUACAAGUUUUAAUCAUCAGCCUCAGCAAUGGAAGAGAGAGAAGGAGCUGCACCACUAGCACCUAUGGAAAUCCUUGUACAAGACCAGCAGCUUCCACCUGCCCAACCUGUGCCCACGCCUAAUCCUGCAGAUGAUUCACUGACAGAUGAACCUCAGACCAGAGCAGACUUCUUAAGAUAUUACUGUCACCUCACCCUGGACCCAAACACAGUGUACAGAGAGAUUGUUCUGUCUGAGGGGAACAGAAAGGCGGAGCUCAUAUCUAUAGUCCAGGACUACCCUGAACACCCAGACAGGUUCUCUCACCUCUUUCAGGUGCUGUGUAAAGAGGGUCUGACUGGACGCUGUUACUGGGAGGUGGAGUUUGAAGGGUCUGUUGAAGUAGCGGUGGCUUACAAAGAUCUAGGCAGAUCAGACUAUUAUCACGAGUGUGCGUUCGGCUGCAACGACAAAUCCUGGAGUUUAGACAUAAACAACAACAAUAGAUGUUUCAGACACAACGACGAGGAGACUGCGGUGCCGGAGCCUCGGUCCUCCAGAGUCGGCGUGUACCUCGAUCAUAAGGCGGGUUGUCUGGCCUUCUACUGCGUCUGUGACACGACGAUGCAGCUGAUGCACAGAGAAGAAACAACGUUCACGAAGCCGCUCUACCCCGGGCUGUGGGUCAUAGAGACCGCGCAGCUGUGUGACCUGGAGUAGAGGUCCAGCCAAAAAGUGUCAUGUGAUGCCGUCUAGGGUGUCUUUCCAGUGGAUAAAACGCGAUGCAGUGCUAUAUAGGCUGCCCUACAUGCUAGAAAACUUUCUGCUCGCUGGUGCCCCAUUGCAAUCAGUUGGUGCCCUUUUUAUGUUUUUCGCCCCUGUCCCUCAGACAUUCUGAGUCCACCACUGCAUGUCAGAAAAUUAUGACAACCCAAAGAUUUGAUUAAAAAAAAA